AGGGAGCCCUUUGGGAUGAAGGGAGACCCAGCCCUUGAAGGGAGGGCUCUGCUGGGAGGAGGAGGAGGAGGAGGAAGAAGAAGAAGAAGGGGGCAGGAGGGAUGGAGAGGAUGGGGGUUCCCUCUAGGAAUGGAUGGAAGGUUCUCUCAGGGAGGAAGGAAGAAGGGAAGCCCUGCUCCCCAGAGAGAGAGAGACUAGAAAGAAGAGGAUGAUGGGGGGGAUGAUGAAGGGAGCCCCAUGGAGACCUGGCUUCUGGGGCAGGAGGAGGGGCUGCCCUCCUUUGCCCUCUUUCUCUCCAGGGAAAGGACCUGGCAAUGGAGGAGCCCCUCUGCAUCCCCAGCCUCCCCUCCUCUUCCCUCUCCCCCAGGACCCUCAUGGAAAGGGGGAAGAGGGCAGUUCCCAUGGGGAGCCCCCUCUCCCCUUCCUUUCUCUUCCAUGGGGCACAAGGGGAGAGGGCCUUCCUUCCUGGGGCUUCUGGGGGGGUUGGGUCUCUCCUCCUCACAAGGAGGAAACCAAGAGAGAGAGAGAGGCUCUUUUGGGCUCCCUGAAUUGAAAAGGGGCCCAGGAGAGGAAGGAAGGAAGGACACCCUGCGUCCCUUUCACUCCUCCACAAACACAAACACAACCAGCUUUAAGACAAUAAACACAAGAAAAUACUCUCUCUGAUGUUUAAAGAAUGUCUCUCAUCAUGACUAUAGGAAGGAGACCAGAGAGGCACAAAUGUUCCUGACUCUCUUACCUUCACAACAACCCAGUGAGGCUGUUGCAGCAGAGCAUCUUAAGGACAUAUUUGCCCUCAGGUGGAUGGUGAAAGAAUUUGAUCUUCUUUGUGGCUUCAUUUGAUUUAAAAAAACAUAGAUGGAGGAAACAAAAUCGGUUGGUCCUGAAGGAAGAAAAGGCCACAAUGACCUCAGUGCUGAGAGCAGUGGAGGAAUCUGGGAGAGGAUAAUUCAGGGGUCCAUGAGAGAGGAGCUUGCCAGCCCAGAGACGCAAUGCCAGGGCUUCAGACAGUUCUCCUACAAGGAGGGAGAGGGACCCCGAGAGGUUUGCAGCCGACUCCAUCAUCUCUGCCAUCAGUGGCUGAAGCCAGAGCGACACACGAAAAAUGAGAUCCUGGACCUGGUGAUCUUGGAGCAGUUCCUGAGCAUCUUGUCCCCAGAGAUGGGGAACUGGGUCAGGGAAUGUGGGGCAGAGACCUGCUCCCAGGCGGUGGCCCUGGCAGAAGGUUUCCUCCUGAGUCGGGCAGAGGCAGAGAAGAAGGAGAAAGAGCAGAAGGCCAAAAACCUCUUGUUGGAAAUUCACUCUGAAAUCCCUGUGGCAGAGAAGGCUCCAUUGGAUCCCAGGAAGAGUCCCCGAUGGAGGGCACUCGAGGAGGAGCAUGAUGGAGGAGGGCCCCUGCAUGAGGCUGAAAUGAUCCCAGCAACAAAGACUCAGUCACCUCUCCCUCUUUGUGGUGAAACAGAACCAGAUCAGAGCCUAUUGACUUUUGAGGAGGUGGCCGUGUCUUUCUCCCCGGAGGAGUGGGCCCUACUGGAUCCAGAACAGAGAGCCCUGCACAGGCAGAUCACGGCAGAGAUCUCUGGGAUCAUGGACUCUCUUGCUGAAAACUGGAGAAAAACGUAUGUAUCUGCUAAGUAUGGGAAUUGUUUUAGGCAAAAACUGUUAGUUACUAAGCAAGCUCAACAUUCAGAAGAGGAAAGUUAUAUCAGAGAGGAGCCCUACAAACACAAUGUAUCUGCAAAAUUGUUUCCUCAAAAUAUGUCACUUGUGCCAUGCAAGAGGUCUCAUUCCCUAAAGAAUCACUUCAGGUGUGAAAUUUCAUGUGUGACAGGUUUUGAUUCUAAAUUGCACAGUGUAAAAUAUCAAGAAGCCUAUACAGUAAAGAAACCACACAAAUGUCGGAAGUGUGGGAAAUGCUUUGCAUACAACUCACUACUUGUGGCACAUCUGAAAGUGCACAGAGAACUUAUGACCAACUGGAUGAACAACACAGGAGAGAAACCCUACAAAUGUCAGGAGUGUGGCAAAGGUUUUGCUCAAAAACCAGGCCUUGUGAAGCACCAGAAAGUCCACAUGGAAGAGAAAAUGGACAAAUGCAAGGAAUGUGGGAAAGCUUUUGUUCAAAAAGCAAACCCUGUGAAGCAACAGGGAGAUCACAAAGGAGAACAACUGUACAAAUGCCAAGAAUGUGGGAAAUGUUCAGCUGAGAAAUCACCAGAGAUCCACCAAAGAUCUCACCCAGGAGUAAAACCAUACAAAUGCCAAGGAAGUGGGAAACGUUUUAUUAAAAAAGGUCUUGUGCACCAGCCAAAAAUUCACACAGGACAGAAACCAUACACAUGCCAGCAUUCUGGAAAUGGUUCUGCUCAGACGUCAGACCUUGUGAGGCAUCAGAGAGUACACCCAGGACAGAAACGGCACACAUGCCAGGAGUGUGGGAGAAGUUUUGCUGAUAAGUCAGAUCUUGUGAAUCAUCAGAUAAUCCACACAGGAGAGCAACCAUACACAUGCCAGCAUUGUGGAAAAGGUUUUGCUUACAAGUCAGCCCUUGUGAGGCACCAGAGAGUCCACAUAGGAGAGAAACCAUACUCAUGCCAGCAGUGUGGGAAAGGUUUUGCUGAGAAGUCAACCCUUGUGAAGCAUCAGAGAAUCCACACAGGAGAGAAACAGUACACAUGCCAGCAAUGUGGGGAAAGUUUUGUUUACAAAUCAGGUCUUGUGUCCCAUCAGACAGUGCACACAGGAGAGAAACCAUAUACAUGCCAACAGUGUGGGAAAGAUUUUGCUUAUAAGUCAGAUCUUGUAGUCCAUCAGAGAGUGCACACAGGAGAGGAACCAUACACAUGCCAGCAAUGUGGGAAAGAUUUUUCUCGGAAGUCAUAUCUUAUGUUCCAUCAGAGAGUGCACACAGGAGAGAAACCAUACACAUGCCAGAAGUGUGGGAAAGGUUUUGCUCAGAGGUCAGCUCUUGUGAGGCACCAUAGAGUCCACACAGGAGAGAAACCAUACACAUGCCAGCAGUGUAGAAAGGGAUUUGUUCACAGGUCACAUCUUGUGAGGCACCAUAGAGUCCACACAGGAGAGAAACCAUAUACAUGCCAGCACUGUGGGAAAGAUUUUUCUCAGAAGUCACAUCUUAUGUCCCAUCAGAGAGUCCACAUAGAAGAGAAAACAUACACAUGCCAGCAGUGUGGGAAAAGUUUUUCUCAGAAGUCACAUCUUAUGUCCCAUAAGAGAGUCCACACAGGAGAGAAACCAUUUAUAUGUCACCAGUGUCGGAAUAGUUUUGUUCAGAAGUCAGAACUUGUGAAGCAUCAGAGAGUCCACAGAGGAGAGAAAACAUAAAAAUGCGAGGAGAUUAGUUUCUAGAAUGGUUGGGGGGGGGGAAGGGAAGUAAUUUUUUACCCCACAGAUUAAUUUAUAUUACACAGUACAUAAUACAAUUUAUAAAAUCCACAUUUCAUGAUAUACAUUUCUCAUCUCUCCCCCCUCCCAAAAAACAGCAUUGAGGGAAAUACAUUCCAAUCAAGUUAAUAAUCAUUAUUGGAGAUGUGGAAAAUACCAUUAAUUAUAUUUUUUACUUCUUCAUAUCCCAUUUUACCUUCCACUUUCUUAAUCACAAUUUCCCAUUUGUCUUUCCAUGAUUCUUUCUUCCUUUCCCCAAUAUAUUUAAGUCUUCUUUGUC
Molecule: messenger RNA, 3685 nt
Organism: Sceloporus undulatus (fence lizard)
Lineage: Eukaryota; Metazoa; Chordata; Lepidosauria; Squamata; Phrynosomatidae
Product: zinc finger protein 260-like
Exons: 6
Coding region: 859-3345 (828 amino acids)
Biological process (GO): regulation of transcription by RNA polymerase II
Molecular function (GO): RNA polymerase II cis-regulatory region sequence-specific DNA binding; DNA-binding transcription factor activity, RNA polymerase II-specific
Source: RefSeq, a predicted model, not a curated record